Messenger RNA from Homarus americanus (American lobster), 396 nucleotides. RefSeq names its product pollen-specific leucine-rich repeat extensin-like protein 2. Lineage: Eukaryota; Metazoa; Arthropoda; Malacostraca; Decapoda; Nephropidae. The coding region runs from base 1 to 396 and encodes 131 amino acids. The record is from RefSeq and is a predicted model, not a curated record. The transcript is spliced from 2 exons.
AUGGUACCAACUCUCCUCCUCUCAUUGGCUGAUACACCUGUGGUUCACCUGUGGACGUUACGGAUCCUAAAAUCUCACCCUCAGACCCCAAGACCUUCAGACCCCAAGGAUUCUCGAGACCCCAAGACCCCCUCAGACCCCAAGACCCCCAGACCAAGACCAUCAGACCCCAAGACUCAGACCCCAAGACCUCAUAGAACCCAAGACCCUCAGACCCCAAGACCCCUCAGACCCCAAGACCCUCAGACCCCAAGACCUCUGACCCAAGACCCUCAGACCCCAAGACCCCCUGACCCAAGACCUCAGACCUCAACAUCCCCUGACCCAAGACCCUCAGGACCAAGAUCCCCAGACUUAAGACCCUUAGACCUCAAGACCCUCAGGACUUACAUCUAG